Molecule: messenger RNA, 5852 nt
Organism: Amphiprion ocellaris (clown anemonefish)
Lineage: Eukaryota; Metazoa; Chordata; Actinopteri; Pomacentridae
Gene: crb2a
Product: crumbs cell polarity complex component 2a
Exons: 13
Coding region: 130-4542 (1470 amino acids)
Biological process (GO): establishment or maintenance of epithelial cell apical/basal polarity; heterophilic cell-cell adhesion
Cellular component (GO): protein-containing complex; plasma membrane
Molecular function (GO): calcium ion binding
Source: RefSeq, a predicted model, not a curated record
GCAAAAACAGUGAGGUGCUUCUCAAUCACAAAACAGCAUGGCAGCACUUUAGAUUUCUUUGCUUCUUCUUUUUUUUUUUAUUGACAUAUUACCUUGUGGUUUUACAUAGACGCAGGCAGUGGCUUUACCAUGGAGUUUAGGAAAGUUCAUUUGAAUCUAAAGACGGUACUGCUGACGAUGAUGAUGUUUAAAUGGGGGACCCUCUGUACAGCCACAGCAGACAAAUGUUUGUCUGCACCCUGCCAAAAUGGUGCUACCUGUGUGGACACCAUGGAUGAUUAUGCCUGUAUCUGUGCUAGAGAAGGGUUGCGAUACAUGGGCAAAAACUGUGAUGAACUCUAUGAUGCCUGUUCCUUUGCUCCAUGUGAAGACUGCACCAGCAUUCCUGGUACCACAGAAUACCACUGCAUCUGCCCAGAUGGUCUGACAGGUGACAACUGCACAGAGGAGGUGGAUGAGUGUCAGAGCAACCCUUGCUUUGAGCCCCGUGUUCUGUGUGUGGACCAGCUGAAUGGCUACUUUUGCAGGUGUCCUGCUGGGUAUGGUGGACAGGACUGCAGGACACAUGUGACAGACUGCAUUGAUGAACCCUGCAGGAACAAUGGGACUUGUGUACUUCUAUCCGAAGGCUUUGAAUGCCACUGUGCACCAGGAUUUGAAGGGAGGACCUGUGAGGAAGAUAUAAAUGAGUGUUCAUCAGAGCCCUGUCAGAAUGGUGCUAUUUGCAUAGACGGAGUGGGAGAGUUUCACUGCUUCUGUGUGCCUGGUUUUCAGGGCUACAACUGUGAAAUCGACAUAAAUGAGUGUGCUUCACGACCCUGCGAGAACAAUGCUACCUGCAUCAAUGAGAAGGACCACUACGAGUGCGAGUGCCUGGUGGGAUUUGCAGGAGUAAACUGUGAAUCUGAAAUAGAUGAGUGCGAGUCCAGCCCCUGUCGCAAUGGAGCCAUCUGCCACGACUUAGUCGCCAUGUACUCCUGCGAGUGUUUGCCCGGGUUCGACGGCAUCAACUGUGAGGUUGACGUUGAUGAAUGUGCCAGUGAGCCAUGUCAGAAUGGAGCAGUGUGUCAUGACAUGGUGAACAGCUAUCAGUGUGACUGCAAUGAUACAGGAUUUGAGGGCGACUACUGUGAAGUGGACAUUUCCGAAUGUGCCUCUGAUCCCUGCAAACAUGGUGCUACGUGUCUAGAAGGUGUCAAAGAAUAUAACUGCCUCUGCUGGCCAGGUUAUGAAGGACCAAACUGUGAGGUUGACAUAGAUGAAUGUGACAAGCAACCCUGUGAGAAUGACGGGGAGUGUUUUGAGCGUUCAGAUCCAUCUCACUGGGAGCUGGACUGGGAGCUCAGUUUUGCAGAUGCAGCUGGAUAUAUUUGCCAGUGUCAGCAAGGAUUUGCAGGAGAGAAUUGCUCUGUCAACAUUGAUGAAUGUGAGUCUGAACCCUGUCAGAAUGGAGCCACUUGUGAAGAUGAGAUAAAUGGCUAUACCUGUACAUGCCCUGUUGGAUUCUUGGGUGAGCUGUGUCAAGUGAACAUUGAUGAGUGUGAGAGUCAGCCUUGCCAGAAUGGUGGCUGGUGUGAAGACGGCAGGGCGUCCUACACCUGCCACUGUCCAGAGGCAGAGCCAGGUGAGCUUCCUUGGGGAGGUCAUCACUGUCAUGUCAAACUGUAUGGCUGCAUAGACCAUGAAUGUCAGAAUGGAGCCACCUGUCAUCCAUGGCUAAAGGACGGUGAACAUGGUCAUACAUGCUUGUGCCCCCAUGGCUUCUAUGAUGACCAGUGCUCCACAAGAACAACAUUCUCCUUCUCCACUCCUGGAUUCAUUCACAUCCAGGUUGUUCUCGAAGAAAGGACCCGCAGGGAAGUCGAGCAUCCUCUUCACGGAGGUUUUGGGGUACAGCUACGCUUCCGGACAACUAUUCCCAAUUUGUUACUCUUCUACAGAGGGGACAUGGACAACCAUCUCCUCCUAGAGAUUUUGAAUGGUGGUCUUCACGCAAGAGCCUUUUCUGAGGAGUCUGAACUGGAUGUAACAUUUUCUGGCUUGGUUAGUGAUGGAGACUGGCGGGAUGCUCAUGUGUUUGUGGAUCACGAAGGUCUGGUCUUGAUUCUGAAAGGUCCUGGCUGUGACAGGGAUGGAUGCAGAGUCAUAGAUGAUGGUGCGGAUGAGCCAUUUUUCCAGCCUUCUGAAGCCUUCAGUCAUAUUUAUAUAGGUGGAGCGCCAGAGGAGCUUUUAGAGUACUCUGUAAGUGGUACAGGGUUCAUUGGAUGUAUGGAAGACCUGAUGAUCGACUCUAAGCCUAUUCUACCCCAAACACUGCCAGAGGACCAAGGCCAUGAGCUGGGAUGUAGUAAAACUGAAUGGUGUAAGCCUGAUCCCUGCUAUGGGCAUGGACGCUGUGUGGACUUGUGGACCAGCUACCAGUGUGACUGCUACCGUCCAUUCUACAGUGACAGCUGCUCUGAAGAAUUCCCUUCAUGGACUUACAGCCAUGAGGACACAAUGAGUUUCAGUACCUAUGAUGUAGAGAAGAGCCACGGAAGCAGCUUCAAUGUGUCUUUCUUCCUGAGGUCCUUAAAGCCAGAUGGGUUGCUGCUCCAGCUGAGGAGGCCCACAGAUGAAGAGGGGGGAGAAGUCUACUUCUCAGUCUACCUGGGGAUGGGUAGGGUUUUUAUCAGCUCUGUGCCUAACAAUGCCCCACUGACAGCUCCAGUAUUUGUGACCACUGGCGAGAAGCAACUUCUACAGAUUGAAGUGCAACACAAACAGGUGAUUUUUGAGCAUGCAGGCCUUCGCUAUGGAAUAGGAGAGAUCCAUGAAGUGAACAUUAAUAUUGGGGAUCAGGUCUAUGUAGGAGGACUUCCAAGAGACUGGGACUCUGCUGUGUGGGGAGGACAAUUCAAAGGCUGUCUGCAGGACCUUCGUUUAGACUCAGUGCACUUGGAUGUGGAUGGCUGGGACAGCUCGACUGAAGAGGAAGUUUAUUUACCAAGGGAUACCGAAAAUGUAAAGAAUGGUUGUGUUAGUGACGAUACCUGCAAGAUGAGGCCUUGUCAAAAUGGAGGAGAAUGCACCACCACAUUCAAUGAUUUUACAUGUUCUUGUCUGGAGGACUUCACUGGGAAGAUCUGUGAAACACGUGUCUGGUGUGUUAGUGAUCCUUGUAUCAAUGGUGGUCUCUGUAUGGACCUUCCUGAUGGAUAUGAAUGUGUGUACAAUGCCACAUUUGAGAACAACCCUGUGCAGUACAGUGCCCGAGGAUCCCUGGCUGAACCUGUCUCUAACAUAUACAUAGAGCUGCGGACUCGAUCAGAGAAUGCUGUGCUCCUGAGAGCCUCCUGGGGGUCAGACCUUCUAAUGGUGGGUCUGUUGGACUCCUCAGUCCAGGUGGAAAUCCACACAGGCAACAGCGUUGAGACGUUGAUCUUCAAAGGAGUUCGUCGAGUGGCUGAUGGGAGCUGGCACCGAGUGAACAUCUCUAGGGCUGACAAGAUUCACAAAUCCUCUCCCUGGGUCAUCACUGUGGAUGGAAUCACAGACACCAGUAGUGAGCCAGAGCGCACAGGUAGCGUUCACUUUCUUAAUGAGAAGGGUGCCGUGCUGGCCAUCGCAGAGAGCUUCACAGGCUGCUUGGGUGCAGUGAGGCUUGGACGAGUCCACCUUCCUUUUGUUGAUGACUAUAAAUCUCCACAAUUCUCUCAAUUCCAUAUAGUUGGAAAACCAAAGAUUCAUUUGGGCUGUACCAGCGCCCCCGUUUGUGACUCAGAUCCUUGUCUAAAUGGAGCCACAUGCGAAGACCUCUUUGAUAAAUUUGGCUGUGUGUGUGACUCUGGUUGGGAGGGCGAACAGUGUGAGAUAGACACUGAUGACUGUGCGUCUCAGCCCUGUGUUUACGGAACCUGUAAGGACUAUUUAGCUGGUUUUGAGUGCCGUUGUCACCCCGGAUAUGCUGGCACACUGUGUGAUGAGGAUCUUGAUGAGUGUGAGCAGCAUGCUUGUGAACAUGGAGGUACCUGUGAGGAUGGACCCAACAUGUACACCUGCAUAUGCCCAAAGGACUACAGUGGCCCUCGCUGUCAGUGGGAGUAUCCUCCAAUACAAUGUGGUCAAGAUGUCCAGUGUGCAAAUGAUGGUGUCUGCAAGGAUGGACUUUGGGGAGCUAACUGUACGUGCAUGCCAGGUUUUACGGGCAGCAGGUGUGAAAUGGAGAUCAACGAGUGUGAGUCCGACCCCUGCCGGAAUGGUGGCUCCUGUUUGGAUCGAUUCAACAUGUUUGUGUGUGAAUGUCCACCUGGGUACAGCGGACCAAUCUGUGACAUCAAUAAACAAGCCCAUAAACAGGGAAUCCCCUGGCUGGUGGUAGCCAUCCCACUGCUCUGCUUCUGUGUGCUGAUACUGAUCAUAGGCAUGACCGUCAUGUUGCUCAUGGCCAAGAAGAAGCGCCAGUCAGAGGGCGCAUACAGCCCCAGUUCUCAGGAGCUGGCUGGAGCUCGGCUGGAGAUGGACAGCAUGCUCAAAGUUCCACCGGAGGAAAGACUCAUCUGACACCAGCACCGAUAAAUGAGGGUAAUUGGUGGUGAUCUGUGCACUGCGGGCAGGUGCACAGGACUCACUGUAAAUUUUAAAUCCUAUGUAUAUGUGGGCUGAUCUGAAGGAUGAGAAGCAGUUUCCUGUUGGUGGAGACCAACUACUGACCCCAUGUUGCUGCUCUAUGUCUCUUCAUUUCACAGCUAUGUGCAAACCACAUCGUUCCCUCAGAUGACUUUUGACAAUCUGAGGGAUGCCACAAGUCUAUUGCACUUCAAAAACACAUACUAAGACUUCAUCCUAUAUAAAUUCUUUCUAUCAGAAACUCAGGGUGAGAGAACAAGUAAGUAUAAUCCAUUGUAGUUUGUAAAGCCUUAACCUGUUUUUUUAUAGUGCCAGCUAUUGUGAAACGGCUUUAUGUCAAGAAUCACUGCACAAUGAAAUGUGGAAAAUUUGUUCAUUUUCCACAAUUGGACUUUUAUGUAAUAUCCAUACUGCUGCUGGAAGCUGGGUUGUAUUUAUGUAAAACCAAUAUUAUUACUUCUGUAGCCUUUGCAGGUUUGAGAUAUCUGUUAUACUGUUCAGUCCUCAUUCAGACUAUUAACAAACUGUUUACAAGACAACAAGACAAGUCAUAGUUGGCAUUUUUAAUGUGGAAUGUUUCUCUUGCUGGUAGCAGGGGGGAGUAGUAGUGAUUUGUACUGAGCAAAUUUUUUCUUCUUCUUUUUUCACAUGAACCCCCACCUCCCCUGCCAGACUGAUUCAUAUUUGGCCAAGUCCAGAGUUGAAGUAGUCUGAAUUGAUUAAAUUCUAGCCAUUUAGGUUUCUUAGCCAAUUCAGUCAAAACAAUACAUGAUCUCUUAAAUCAAACAUCAGAGCACUGUUUUGGGUCGUCCAGACGUGACGUGCCAAGUUUGGUACAAGUCAUGUUUCUAACUUUUUGUGUAUGGAAAGAGUAGCAAUUGCAGUUCACCAUUUUUUUUUUUGUUUUACAAUCACGCCCCCUAAUGGCCAGCUACAUACAUUUCAGCAUUCCUAUUUAUGCACUCAAGUUUGUACAGUUGAGCCCAGCUUGGUUCCAGUUGGACUAAAUAUUUGAGAUACACAGCAGUUUCAACUGAUGUGACCACGUACACAAAAGUUUGUUAGCCAGUCAUAGCAAAAGUGAUACAUAAUAUCUUAAAUCAAACAUAUGGACAUCGUUUGGGGUUGUCCAAACAUGGUGUGUUUGUACCAAGUUUGGUGGAGGUUGGAUGUAAUGUACAAUAGGGAGUCAAAAUCAUGUCUGAAAAACAAUAAAGGAAAAUUAAAGGGAUAUCAACAAGCGA